This is a messenger RNA of Patiria miniata (bat star), 5476 nucleotides long. RefSeq names its product arf-GAP with GTPase, ANK repeat and PH domain-containing protein 1-like. Gene Ontology annotation, molecular function: GTPase activity; GTPase activator activity; GTP binding. The coding region runs from base 512 to 3043 and encodes 843 amino acids. The transcript has 17 exons. Gene Ontology annotation, cellular component: nucleus. The record is from RefSeq and is a predicted model, not a curated record. Lineage: Eukaryota; Metazoa; Echinodermata; Asteroidea; Valvatida; Asterinidae.
ACACAGUGCGUCCAUAGAGGAACGAACACUCUGUCACUGUGUUCCUCAGUGUGCCGAGCCCAUUCACCACACAUGUGCAUUAUUGGAUGCGUGUGGUUUACAUGCAGGCGAGCUCCGAUCAGCAUAAUCACUGGAGGUACGGGGAUGAAUCCUCCCAUUAGUCUCUGGAGAAUUCAAGAGUUACACAUUGGACCUCCGCGUGCGGUGCGGCCCCACCAGGAUGACGAUCAAGAUGUUUAUUAGCACUUGAAGUCUUGAGCAUAUGUGUUGGUUACAUCUUACGACGGGGUGCUAGCUGCGCUACCGCACAUACUCCAUACCAGUCUUACCUGCCUCAUUGACACCUGCUUGCGAUUUCUGAAUGGACAAGCGUAUCGUGCCCGGCGUUCACUGCCAAAGGGGCGGGUUAAUCACGUUAACCGAGCGUCAGCGGACACAAAUGGAGCUUUGAAGCCCGGCGACUGGUUUAUAGCAGUUGUAAAAAAUUUUCACAUUUUUAUUUCUUGGCUGCAUGCCUCACCAACCUUCGGCCCUUACCAUGAGCUUUCGCAGGAAGAAGCGGAAUAAGCAGCUGAGGAAGACGAGAUGUUACAGCGAGAUCAACUACGAUUCCUUUGUGAACAGUCAAGAAUGGACGCUAAGCAGAACAGUGCCAGAACUCAAAUUGGGUGUCGUGGGCAGCCUAACCAGUGGGAAAUCGGCGCUGGUCCACAGAUACCUGACGGGAUCCUACAUGCAGGAAGAAUCCCCAGAAGGAGGCCGUUUCAAGAAGGAGAUUGUCGUGGAUGACCGGAGUUACCUCCUCCUCAUCCGGGAUGAAGGCGGCCCUCCCGAGCUCCAGUUCUGCUCCUGGGUGGAUGCCGUCAUUCUGGUCUUCAGCGUGGAAGACGAAAUGAGCUUCCAGCUCCUGUACAACUUCUACGCCAAGAUUGCCCACUACAGAAACACGGCAGAUCUGCCCAUGAUACUGGUCGGCACGCAAGACACGGUCAGUCAGAACACGCCAAGGGUCAUCGAUGAUUCAAGAGCAAGAAAGUUAGCAGCUGACCUUAAGAGAUGUCCUUACUACGAAACAUGUGCAAUGUAUGGUCUCAACGUAGACAGAGUCUUCCAAGAUGCUGCUCAGAUUAUCCAAGAGCGCAAGCACCAACAGUUCCUGUCCCUGGGCCCUCUCUCCACCUCCAGUUCCUCCCUCCCAAGCACCCCCCACUCCGUCCGAAGCAACAACUUUGGCAUUCCGGGCCCCUACCCCCAGGGCACCGCCAACGCCACGGCCCCUAGUACUAACCACUCCAACAGUGGGGCACCCCCUACCCCCACUGCGGGACGCAGAAACAUGAGUGGGGGCAGCAGGGAGGGGAGUCGGGACUCGUCCCAGCCGAGCCCCAGCAGUACGCCCAACUUCACCCGCAAAUCCCGACGGAAGUCCAACUUGUUUACGCAACCAGGAAAAGGCAAGCAGGCGGAAACCAAAAAUGGAGCUGAGCCCGUCCCCCGCCCCUCGCAUGGUAUCGGUAGUGGCAGGAGUAUCCCAAUAAUGCAGGGCCUUCUGUACAAGAGAAGUAGCAAAUCCCUGAACAAAGAGUGGAAGAAGAAAUACGUGACGCUAUGCGACGACGGGAAGCUAACGUAUCACCCAAGUCUGCACGACUACAUGAACAACACACACGGCAAGGAGAUCGUGCUAAUGAACACCACCGUCAAAGUACCGGGCAGGAAGCCGCAGAUUGUGCGCAGCAACCCCGGCGGGUCGCCCAGCAAGAGCGCCCCCGGGAGUAACGGAAUCGCCAACAACAUGCGCGCAAUGACGAUAACAGGGGGAAGCACGCAUGCCAAUCAGGCAGCGUUUGCAAAAGACGGCGGCGUCAACUUCCACUCGUUCAAGGAGCGCCAGGAGAUCAACGCUAAGUCCACUUCCCUGCCGCGGGACGCCAUGCUGGACUCCGUGGUCAUAUCUAACUCCUCCGUUACUCCAGGUAUUUCCAACGGCAUGGAUGCGCCUAUGGCCUUCCCUCAAAUGGGUAACCUGGUAGGCGGCAAGGAGUCAUCAAAGAAGAAGCAUCGACGAAUGAGAAGCUCUGGAGGAGGCAAGAAUCUAGACACGUCCAAUCAGCAGGAAGAUACCGAUGAGUAUGAGUUUGUGAUUGUCUCACUGGACAACAGGCAAUGGCAUUUUGAAGUCUCGUCAGCUGAGGAACGUGACGUAUGGGUGACCGCGAUCGAGCAACAAAUUCUUGCCUGUCUGCAAGCCAACGUGAGUGCCAAGGGGCUGAUGACCAACGUGGAACGGUCGGCCGCGGUGGAAGCCAUCCGGAAAGUCCGGGGAAACAACCAGUGUGUGGACUGUGGAGUACCGAACCCUGAUUGGUCCAGUUUAAACCUCGGAGCGAUAAUCUGCAUCGAGUGUUCCGGAAUCCACAGAAAUCUAGGUUCCCACGUAUCCAGAGUGAGGUCUUUACAACUGGACGAGUGGCCACCCGAGCUGACCGCAGUCAUGCUGUCCAUCGGCAACGCAACCGCCAACAGUGUGUGGGAAGGAUCGCUAAGGAACCGGACCAGGCCGGCCGCGACCGCCUGCCGGGAGGAGAAGGAGAAAUGGAUACGGGCCAAGUACGAGAAGAAAGAAUUUGCAGCUCCGCCGCCGUUUACUGACAGACCGCUUGGAGUGCAACUGAUGGAAGCGGUGAUCAAGGAGGACGUACGGUCGGUCAUACUGGUACUCAUCCAUGCCAGCCAAGAUGACGUCAAUUAUCAUUACGGGGAAGGUGACGGCCGGUCAGCGCUACACCUCAGCUGUGCCAUGGGCAACGUGGUCAUCGCUCAGCUACUAGUCUGGUACAACGCGGACGUCAAAGCCGUGGAUGCCGACGGCAGGACGGCCCUCGCGUACGCCCGCAGCGUCGGAGCCGACGAAUGCAUUAAAGUCAUGCUUGCCAACGGUUGCCCGGACGACGGGGGCGGGGACAUGAACAUCAACAACAGCGCCCUGCGGAGGUCACACGGGAGAGGCACUCCCAACAAGUUAGCGUCCAGCGUCAUCUGAUAUCGACGAAGACGUCUGCAUGUGUUUAUGUGUGUGUGUGUUUAUCAUGAAUUGCUUUUCAAAGCUCAGGGUGAUUUCCUUUCGGUAUUUUGCCACCACGAGUGAACGUUUCUCACGCAGUUGGCACUUCUGAAGAACAGAUAUCCUCGACCCCGUUGUUAUUUUUUGGGGGCUGGAAAUCUAACUUGUAGAACAAAGGUCACCAAGUUGCGGGCUGUAUGCCAUUAAUGCCCAUUUGUGGUGAAUAUGCAAACAAGGGGCACUUUGGAAAACUGGAAGGUGUUUCAUGUUGUGCUUGCUAAUGUUUUGGGUGCACUCCAUGCGAACAGUCGCAUACGUACGAGUCUACUCACGAAGUGGGACUGUGACGCCCUUUAGCGCCCUCGCCUGUCGUACUCGUGUGUGCAAUUGCUACCAAAUUUUACGUCACGCAAAAUACGCAGCAAAAGUUUGCGUAUUCGAAAUAUCAACCUUUGCAAAUUCGCAACAUGAAAAUUUGCUAUGCUUCAUUCACAACCUCUGACAAGUGAUAGAAGUCGAGAUCUUUUAAACCCACCAUCUUGUCUAAUUGGUCAGCAUUUUCGUUCUUAAAUCUACAACUCAUCUGUCUUUGUUUGUCUGUUAACUUUCGAAAAGGUUUCUUGGCGGGACAUUUUCUUCCUGACGUAAAAACCACGGUCAAUUGCCAAUAAAAUACAUCGUCGAGUUUAUAGAGCAAUGCUACAAAAUUGUGUCAAACUUUGUUUUUGUAUUUGUUUUUAUUUAUCUUGUUUCUCACGAUUUUAUUUAUUCUGUGGAGUCGUAUCUUAAAUAAUGCCAUUAUACUCUCGGUGUCAAAGUUGAGGAAACGCGACGGAAAUACUUAUGCAUCGAAUAAAAAGAUCUGAACUCGUUUCACCAUAUUAUGCCUCUAACCUCAUCUCGAUCACACAAGUUUUGUAAAUGUAUUAAGAAAGUACUCACAGUUACAACAACAAAAAAAAUCAGGUUUUCUAGGAUAGAAAACGGGUCAUUUGACAGCACUUCAGAAUUUAGUUGAUCUAAAUUAACAUUUUUAGCAUAUUUUGUAGGUUUUCCUUCUUCAGAAAUUGAUUAAAUGUUGAUAUUUUUCUGGCCGAAAAGCAAGUGAAUUUUUUUUAUCACGGGAUCCCACAAAUUGGAAAAAAUGAAUAAUAAUGUAUUUCAGCUCUAACUUGAAGUGAUUAAUAGCAUACAUGUAAUUUUCCCCAACCAAACCCUUUUCAGUCAAUCCCCAUUUCUUUGAUGAUAGUCCAAUUCCCUUCAUGACUGUAACCAAACCAUGUCCUACCUUUCGCUUCAGUAAAAUACCAUUCAUAUUACCGUCAUAAAACAUUGUGAAUUGGAAACAUGUUCAAGUUUUUUCCAAAUGUUUUUUUUAUCGUCAUAAAACUGUGUGAAUUGGGAACUUGUCUGAGUUUUGCCCAAAUCGUGUUUCUGUUUUAGAUAUCUCUGACUAAAAAAAGUAUUAUUUGUUAAAAAAAAUAAUAAAAAUGGCAAAGAUGGUUUCAGAAGAUUGCGAGAACAAUGCUUAAAAGCGAUUCGACAACAUUAAGGUACUUGGAGCUAUGAGCUCUAAAUUUAAAAUGUGAAAGUAAAUAUGUUAUAUAUGAAACAAAAAUGUAUUAUAAUAUUGACUGUACAGAGAAUGCUAUCUAUGUGGUAUAUAUACUUCGAACUAAUGAUAACGUGAUAAACUGUACAAAUACAAAUGUCGCAUGAUAAUUAUCAAGUAUUAAAGUAAUGUGACUGUUACAUGAUUUUUUUUUUCUUCUGAUGUGACUGUGAUCACAUGAUUGUGUAGUGUCUCAUGUGACUGUGUCAUGUGACUGGAAUCACAUGACUCCAAUUGAAGAUGGUGCUGUAGUGUAAAAGCCAUCUCGUGCAAUGGUCUGUAGACCAAACUAAACGGCAGUGAUUUUUGUACAGAUCAGUAGAUUUUGAGUCCACUGCCAGACUUAAAUCGACCGAAAGGUAUUUUUUAACAUUGUUAACCACUGUUUGCAGUAGUAAUUACAAAAGUAUUUAUUUUUUUGAAAUCUUUUUUGUUGUUGGACAAAGUGGAUUAUCCACAUGGGCAAUGCAACUGUAUACAUGUAAUCAUACAAUUCACAGUGUACAAUUUACAAAAAAAAUAUCAUUUAAAAUCUUGUCUUGAUAUUCAUUUCAAUUGGGUUUUUUUUUCAUGAAAUUCAACGAGCAAAAUACAAGUGUGUGUUUGGAUUGGGCACUUUAAAGAAUUUCAAGUGAGCGAUCGGUCGCGUUUAAAAAAAAAUACAGUACGUCUACGUGGUGGUGUGGAUUUUUAAAAAAAAAAAAUUUCAGCGUGUCGAAUGUAAAACCAGUGGUGACCUUGCACACUUAAUAAUUAUGCCUCAAAUUUACUUCACAAAUCCUUGUGAAACCCUUUUUUUU